Messenger RNA from Phialemonium atrogriseum, 1399 nucleotides. RefSeq names its product putative nad dependent epimerase dehydratase. The coding region runs from base 258 to 1385 and encodes 375 amino acids. The transcript is spliced from 3 exons. The record is from RefSeq and is a predicted model, not a curated record. Lineage: Eukaryota; Fungi; Ascomycota; Sordariomycetes; Cephalothecales; Cephalothecaceae.
UCGCAUGCCAUCGACUCUAAUAACUGCCACUCGUCCCUCCUAAUAAUUUCGCCUACUCCAUCCCGCCGGCGCCUUGCCGUACAAUUUUCCGAUACCCCUGAGCUUGCCAUUCAAGGAGACGAGACCCCACCCGCGCGACUGCUACCUUACUUACCCCUCUGACUUUGGAUCGUGUCCCGCCUCUUGGUGGUCCCCGUAACUCUCGCAACUACUCCCCGGAAUCAUUUAUACAGAUCCCCCGGUGCUCUGCUGUCGCCAUGGCGGAGAAACCGUCGGUCUUGAUCAUUGGAGGGCUGGGAUAUAUUGGCCGUUUCCUGGCCCGCCACAUACACGAGAAUGACCUUGCGUCCGAGGUGCGCCUGGUCGACAAAGUCCUCCCCCAGCUAGCCUGGCUGGCGCCCGAGUUCGAAGAGGCAUGCGCAACGAGCAAAUUCUUGCAAGCAGACGCAAGCAGAGAACAGGCCCUCGCGCGAGUAUUCGACCGCCCCGACGGCAAGCAGUGGGACUAUGUCUUCAAUUGUGGCGGCGAGACGCGAUACUCGCAAGAGGAUGAAGUGUACAAGUUGCGCUCGCUGGCCCUCUCUCUAGCCGUUGGAAGGGAGGCGGCCAAGCGCAAAGUCAAGGCCUUCGUUGAGCUCAGUACGGGAAUGGUAUACAAGGCGGACUCCUCGCCGAGCAAGGAGCAGGACAAGCUCAAGCCCUGGAGCAAGAUCGCCGUCUUCAAGCUGCAGGCGGAGGAAGAGUUGGCAAAGAUUGAGGGGCUGAACCUCGUCAUCGUGCGUCUAGCACACGUCUAUGGCCCAUAUGCCUCGCAAUGGGUGGCGACGGCGCUCUGCAUAGCGCGCGUGUACAAGGCACUCGAGGACGAGAUGAAGUGGCUCUGGACCAAAGACUUGCGGACAAAUACGGUCCACAUCCAUGACGUGACGCGGGCACUGUGGGCGGUCGCGAGCUGGUACGACGCCGGGAGGGCAGGUUGGGAUGUCAGCAGCAUGGGCAAAGUCCCAACGUUCAAUGUCGUUGACAAAGGCACCACUACUCAAGGUGCCAUGGCCGACAUCAUCGGCCAGAUCUUCGGCAUCGAGACUGGUUUCCAGGGCCAGCUGAUCAGCACAUUUGCGCGGCUGAACAUGGACAAUGUCGUCGACGACGUGAACGACGAGGUGCUCGGUCCGUGGGCGGAUCUUCUAGCUGAGGCCGGCAUCACGAGACCUGGCCCCCUGAGUCCGUUCAUGGAGAAGGAGCUUUUGAAAGACACCGACCUCAGCAUGGACGGCACGCAGCUGGAGAAGGUCGUUGGCUUCCAGUACGAGAAACCCAAGAUAACCAAGGAACUGGUCGAGGAGGUGAUCGAGAGUUACAAGAAGAUGAAGUGGUGGCCCUGAGAGCCCCAGAGGCG